CCGGGUUGCAGCCUGGUGGGGGGAACGGUCGAGUUACCUUUGGGUCUCCAUGGCCAACUUGAACCCUGGUUGCCGUGUUUUAUCGAUUGGCCGAAUCAAGCAUAUCAUUAUCGUACGACCCGAGAGCACCGUGGAAAACUUGACUCUUGAAAAGCGCUUCGAGGUUGGCCACAUUCUCGUGCCGCGUUCCGACCAGAGUGGAAGUGCCGAAAAGAGGAUGCCCAUCACGACGACGCCCAAGGUGCCGGACGGCCUGCCGGAGCUGAUGCGCGGUUUGGCCAAGAGUGUUAUCAAGGAGAAUCCGGACAAUAUCUACGUCCACGCGGCGGAGUACUUUGAGAAUUUGAUCCGCGAACGGGACGGUGAGCUGGACAAGGGUUACGGCAGCUUCAGCGCGUACAAGGUGUAUUCGGACUACAAGGACAAGUGCCGCGAGAAGGGCGUUCCGGUGAAGGCUGUGAGUGACGGCGAUGAUGAUGAUAGUGGCGGAAGUGCAUCGGCAGCGGCUCGUGGCCGGAGACGGAAACGCGUAAGAAAGCAGGGUUCGAAGGAUUCGGGGAAGAGCGUCGAGAAGGAGGACGUUCCGGGUUCGGCAAGUUCCGGUGGGGGAGGUGAAAAUCUGUCCUCGAUCAAAGAGGACGCACCGCUGACGGAAAAGACAGUCGAAGAGGAACCCAUCAAGGUGGAAAAGCGCAAAGUGGUGCAAACUGCGCUGAGCAAGGCAAUUAGUAUCGAUUCGGAAGCUGCGGCAAACGCCGUAUCGACCGUUCUGGAAGACACCGUGCUAGACUCGGAUGAAGCUGACCGGGAAGCCGAGGAACCGCUGGAAGAAGCGGCAGAGUGGGUAAAAUUGAAACAACCCAUAAACUGUGAAGAUCUCAGUUCGUAUCCGGUGGAAGAUUACGGUUCGGCACCGAGUACUGCGGAAGUUGUCGGAGAUGUUGUAGGUGACGGUGAACAUGUCGUGGAAGACGCUCCACCAACCGAAGAAACAGACGAGAAGAACUCGGAUGAAGUUGAUCUAACCGUAAGCGAGAAGCCGGAAGUCGAAGAACCCGUUGUGAAUGGUUCGGUUGAAGCUGACGUGGAAUCGCCUAAAAAGAUGUCUGAGGAACAGCUAGAAGAAGAAGGUAUCGACACCGUCGAUGCCGAAAACAACGAAGAAAUCGCCAUCCAGCCUAGAAUGGAAACAGAAAAUGAGGAUGAGGUGCCGGAUAUGCCGGAAGUUCCCACGGAAGAUCCUGGUGUUCAGGCAGAUGCAGAAGAGACUGCUCAAGAAGAUGCUGAAACUCCUAUUUCAGAUGAAAAUCUGACAGAAAACGUCGAAAAUGGCGCAGCAAAUGAGGAUCCGCAGCCCGAAAACCAAGACAGCUCACACGAGAAAAAAAAUGAAGACGGACCGAACUCUGAAAACAAUUCCCCACAGAAAUCAGAAGAACAAGAAUCGUCUGAGCCUGCAAAGCAGGAAUCUCAAACCGAAGAAAAUCCAAAGUCAGACGAAGGUUCUCCAGAACAGUCAAACUCCAUUGAAGAAGCUCAACUAGAUACCAACGCAAAGGAAUCAUCGCUGGAGAAGUCAGAACCGGAAGCUAACGGCAACGAAGAGCAAGCUGAGGAACUAGAAGAACCAGCGUCCGCAAGUUCACCGAAGAAGUUGGCAUCAGUAGACGAAAUUCAGACAUCAAACCAGAGUGAUGCUCCUGGACCGGAAACCGAGUCUCCUAUGAAAGCUGGAUCGAUUGAUGCAGAAGUGGAAGCGACUGUGUCGGAUGAAAAUCAAAAGACUCAGUCGGGAAGUGGUUCUUCACAAAAGUCGGCAUCAAUUGAAGAAACAAACGAACCAGUCGAAGGAACAGCCGAUGCUGCUGCAAUGGAUGGAGACCAAAUAUCGGAUAAGGACGCACAACUAGCCUCGGGAAGUGCUUCUCCAGUAAAGCCAGCAUCAAUCGACGAACAUCAGCAAUCCAAAGAACAAGCCACACCACCUCCAGAAAGUGAGAAAACUGGCUCGAUCGACGCAACAAAUGAAUCAGUUGGAGAAAAUCAAGCUGAACAGGAUUCAAAUACCAACCAGGACGAUAUACCCGCUACAGAAAGCGGAUCCAUUGAUGCAGCAGCGAAUGAAGAAAGCCCCGAAGACGUUCAGGUUUCAGCUUCGCAAGAGGAUGAGAAACAGCAAGAGGAUGAAUCAAGCCAGUCCCCGAAAAAAUCGGCAUCGAUUGAAGAAGCCAACAAACCGACUUCAGAGGACCAGGUUACUCAAGAUGACGAAGAACCAGCUGAAGGAAGUAGUUCACCGAAGAAGUCUGCGUCAGUGGAAGACCAAGAAACGUCUGAACCAGCAAAGCAGGAUUCGCAAAACGAAGAACCUCAAACAGAGGAUAAUCCAAAGUCAGGCGAAGGCUCCCCGGAAAAAUCCGGCUCCAUCGAGGACCCCGCACCGGAAACCAACUCGAAGGAAUCGUCGCUGGAAAAGACGGAAUCGGAGCCCAACGUCAGCGGUGAGCAAUCGAAAGAAUCCUCCGCGAAAGAGUCCGAAGGGGAUGCGACCGCUUCGAAGCAGGACGGCGCUUCGGAGGAAGCUGGUGAGAUAUCGAUCGGAAGCCGGAUGGGCGCGGAAGAUGAGAAUGACGAGCAAGAGGGGUCACCGGAGCCGUCGGCUCCGCCUUCGGACGCGGUUGACGACAACAAUUCGGAAACCGUGGAAUGUGAAUCUAAAAACGAUGAAGAUAAAGCUGAAGGCUCCAAGCAGAACUCAGUGGAAGAUGAAGGUUCCAAGGAAGAGGCGGUAGAGGAACCUUGUAUCCAACGACAAGUGUCUCCAUCGACGUCGAAGCCGCUCAGCAAGAAUCAUAGUACCGACCUGGAGGAAAUCAAGAAGGUCGACCUGGCUUCGUUCAGCAAAGAUUCAGCGGAAGCGUUGUUUUAUUCGUUGAAGCAAACCGAGCUGGCAAACGAGGAAGCUCCCAAAAAGGACGGACAGCAAGAGGACGACGACGAUGCGGACGUUGUUUUGGGGGAAGAAGAAGCAGCUCCGGCUCCCAUCAGUCGGCAGCUUUCGAAGCGCAGCUUUACCGAUGAUUUUUUAGAGAAGGGCCCCAUCACUGAGGAAGCGCCGAAGCAAGCUGAAGGUGAUGGGGUGGCCGAGAACGAUGAGCAGUUUGACCCGAUGAUGAUCGCUACGGUGCGUAACCAGCAGCUGCAGGAGCAACUGCACUCGAGGGAUGAUACGAGUUUGGUGGGUUCGACGCAGCGGAAGACUCCGAUACGUAGGAGUAUGACGGAACGGGCGGAUCUGGUGAAGCAGGAUUCAAACUACGUGGAUUUGCGAAAGUACGAUCCGGAUUACGUACAGGAAGAGGACGAUUUCGAUGGGUAUUACAUUGGAAACAUUAGGAACAAAAUUCUGGCUAGUUCGGUGUCCGUGGCGGAUUCCGAUGACUUUGAUCCGAGACAGUCGCAGGAGAUGAUUGAUGAUAACAACGUCCGGACGGCACUGGAAACGAUUGCUUCAACAGACACGGAAUCGACGCUGCCAUCGCAGAUAACGGUUCAGGCAAACAGAGGAUUUUUGAAGAAUACCUCGUCCAACAUCCCGUACGCUUCGUUCGGGAACAACGCAAUAGAUCAGUCGCUGGAUGACUUCAUUGAGCGUGAGGAGCAGAAUAAGGAAGCGGAAGAGCAGGCAGCAGCUUCGAAGAUCCAGCGAUCGUAUCGACAGUUCCGCUCAAACAAAAAGAAGCUACUGCGAGACUACCACAGUACGAUGCAGACCUGCACGGAGGAUCAAUCGAGUGAGAGUCUCGAGGAGUACCCAAACAACAUCAUCAAGAUCAAGGUUGACCCUAAACAACCGGAAGCAAAGGAAGGAGAAGAAAGUGAAAACAAUUCGAUUGAAGACGGUCGUGCCGAGAACCGUCGUCGACCGAUGUACAGCUUGAACAUCGACGAGUACGAUACAGCUGCCCGCAGGAUGACACUGACUCGUGGAGUGGCCAUGCAGCGUACAUCGACGCCAGAGGAAGAUUCCGGCAAGUCGGACAACAAAAAGUCGCCACCGUUGACGUCAAGUGAGCCGGAAACUAAAGUUGCGGAAGGCAGCACGAUCUCGACCAGCGGACCGUCAUCAACGGAGGAUAAGAAGGAGGGAGGAAGCUCGAGUGACGAAAAGGAGAACAAGGACACCGGUUCGUCCAAAUCAAACGACGGUUCCAAGGUGGAAGUGACCAAGGCCCGUCCGCUGAGUGAUAGCCGGAAGCACACUUCGCUGGACGCCCAGAAGCUGUUUAUUGCACGUCAGCGCACCAUGCCGGUGCAGAUUGACGCAUCCGUCAUCCGAGUGCUGCCAAAGCACAUGAGAAAACGGAACAAGAGUGCCGGUAUGGUUAGGAAGUAGGAGGCGGUGGGUAGUUCCUGCACAAGUUUGACGUUUCUAUCUCAAAGUUCUAACCUUAUUCUUGUCGUUGUCACUGUGAGAUUUGUAAGCAAUAACACUAGUAGCAUUUAACGAAUAAAAUUUGGAUAUCCA
This is a messenger RNA of Culex quinquefasciatus (southern house mosquito), 4528 nucleotides long. RefSeq names its product titin. The record is from RefSeq and is a predicted model, not a curated record. Lineage: Eukaryota; Metazoa; Arthropoda; Insecta; Diptera; Culicidae. The transcript is spliced from 2 exons. Bases 50 to 4396 code for a protein of 1448 amino acids.